Messenger RNA from Gossypium raimondii (Peruvian cotton), 839 nucleotides. RefSeq names its product ethylene-responsive transcription factor ERF017. Gene Ontology annotation, biological process: regulation of DNA-templated transcription. The coding region runs from base 81 to 737 and encodes 218 amino acids. Gene Ontology annotation, molecular function: DNA-binding transcription factor activity; DNA binding. Lineage: Eukaryota; Viridiplantae; Streptophyta; Magnoliopsida; Malvales; Malvaceae. The transcript has a single exon. The record is from RefSeq and is a predicted model, not a curated record.
CAGUGGGCAUUUCAAUAAAAGCUAACUCAGUGGGACUUCCCAUUAACACAAAUCAGUAACUUCUUUUGUUUUGCGAUAUAAUGAUGAAGCCAACAUCACCUGUAGAACAUGUCUCCAACAGCGGUAGUAGUUCCAAGUACAAGGGUGUAAGAAAACGGAAAUGGGGGAAAUGGGUAUCGGAGAUCCGAUUACCCAACAGCCGUGAACGUAUUUGGUUAGGGUCUUAUGACUCGGCGGAGAAAGCAGCCAAGGCGUUUGAUGUGGCUCUUUAUUGUUUACGUGGACCUGAAGCUAACUUUAAUUUCCCUAAAAACCCACCGGAGAUCGUGGGAGGAAGGUCACUUACCCAGCCGGAAAUUCGAGCGGUGGCUGCUAGGUUGGCUAACCAGGUCGACGACCAAGACGGAGCUGAUAAUAAUAAUGACAAUAAUGAUUCGAGUAAUGACAAUUACGUCAGGAAAGAACAGUGUACGUCGUCUUCGUCGGGAGCGGGCCCGUUACAGGCGGAGGAGAAUCAUGAAAUGGGGUGGUUGCCGUUUUUGAGCAUGGAUACUGAUAAUCAGUGGAUGUCCGAUUCUAGGUUAUACUCCCCGGUGAGUCGUAUCUUGUCGUAUGGUGGUGAUCAACUGUUUCCUCCUUCACCGCCGAUAAGUCCGCCGCCUAUUGACGACAACGCUGAUGAAUAUCAAUACUGCGGCGACGGUUUUUCACCAUCAUCGUCAUUGUGGGACUUUUAAGUUAAUCUUGAUACUCCGAGUCAAUAAAAAACUACUUAAAACACCUUUUUUUUAAUAAAAUAACGAGUACGUGCUGAUUUCUUAAAGUAAAAUAGAAUUAUG